Dromaius novaehollandiae (emu) is the source of this 5814-nucleotide messenger RNA. RefSeq names its product cyclin dependent kinase 19 (gene CDK19). The transcript has 13 exons. Gene Ontology annotation, molecular function: protein serine/threonine kinase activity; ATP binding. Lineage: Eukaryota; Metazoa; Chordata; Aves; Casuariiformes; Dromaiidae. Gene Ontology annotation, biological process: protein phosphorylation. Gene Ontology annotation, cellular component: nucleus; cytosol. Bases 117 to 1625 code for a protein of 502 amino acids. The record is from RefSeq and is a predicted model, not a curated record.
CCCCGGAAAUGGCGGUGCCGGGAGGGGGCUGCAAGUGCCGGGGGUGCUGAUCCGGCCGCCCGCCGCUGCGUCUCCCCCUCCCCCCUUCCCCGUCCCUCCCCGCCCAUGGGCGAGACAUGGACUACGAGUUCAAAUCCAAGCUGGCGGCCGAGCGCGAGCGGGUGGAGGAUCUGUUCGAGUACGAGGGCUGCAAAGUGGGCAGAGGCACCUACGGGCACGUCUACAAGGCCCGCCGCAAGGACGGAAAAGAUGAAAAGGAAUAUGCACUGAAGCAAAUUGAAGGUACAGGGAUAUCCAUGUCGGCCUGUAGAGAGAUUGCACUUUUACGAGAGCUGAAGCACCCUAAUGUGAUUGCGUUACAGAAGGUUUUCCUUUCUCACAGCGACAGAAAGGUUUGGCUGCUGUUUGACUAUGCUGAACAUGAUCUGUGGCAUAUUAUCAAAUUUCACCGUGCCUCAAAAGCAAAUAAAAAGCCCAUGCAGUUGCCAAGAUCUAUGGUUAAAUCACUGCUUUACCAGAUCCUUGAUGGAAUCCAUUACCUCCAUGCAAACUGGGUGCUUCAUAGAGAUCUGAAACCAGCAAACAUUCUGGUAAUGGGUGAAGGUCCAGAAAGAGGAAGAGUCAAAAUAGCUGAUAUGGGUUUUGCCAGAUUGUUCAACUCACCUUUGAAGCCAUUGGCAGACUUGGAUCCAGUUGUGGUGACAUUCUGGUACAGAGCUCCAGAGCUGUUACUUGGAGCCAGGCAUUACACAAAGGCCAUUGAUAUUUGGGCAAUUGGCUGUAUAUUUGCUGAACUAUUGACUUCAGAACCUAUAUUUCACUGUCGUCAAGAGGACAUCAAAACAAGUAAUCCUUUUCAUCAUGAUCAGCUAGAUCGCAUUUUCAGUGUAAUGGGAUUCCCUGCAGAUAAAGAUUGGGAAGACAUAAGAAAGAUGCCGGAAUAUCCGACUCUUCAAAAAGAUUUUAGAAGAACAACAUAUGCCAACAGUAGCCUCAUAAAAUACAUGGAGAAACACAAAGUCAAGCCUGACAGCAAAGUUUUUCUUUUGCUUCAGAAACUUCUUACUAUGGACCCUACAAAGAGAAUUACCUCAGAGCAGGCUUUGCAGGACCCCUACUUUCAAGAGGAUCCUCUGCCUACAUCAGAUGUAUUUGCUGGCUGCCAGAUUCCAUAUCCUAAACGAGAAUUCCUCAAUGAAGAUGAACCUGAAGAGAAAGGGGAUAAGAACCAGCAGCAGCAGAAUCAGCAUCAGCCGCAAGCAGCCCCGCAGCAGCAGGCGCAGGCAGCGCCGCAGCAGCCGCAACCGCAGCAGCAGAACAGUACCCAGACCAACGGCACGGCCGGCGGCACCGGCACAGGAGGAGGGGGCGCCGGCGCAGGACUCCAGCACAGCCAGGACUCCAGCCUCAACCAGGUGCCUCCAACCAAGAAACCACGCAUAGGGCCUUCAGGUGCUAACUCGGGCGGGCCUGUCAUGCCUUCAGAUUAUCAGCACUCUAGCUCACGCCUGAGUUACCAAAGCAACAUUCAGGGAUCUUCUCAGUCCCAGAGUACAAUGGGCUAUUCCACAUCAUCUCAGCAGAGCUCUCAGUACCAUCAAUCUCAUCAGUCUCACAGGUACUGAGAGGCCUGACAGACUGCACUCAGAAAGGAAUGGACUAAAAGCCAGAAGACUCCAGCAAUAUGAAGUUCAUAACGACGAGAAGAACCAAAAAUACAAGCUAUGAUGCAGAAUUAAAAUUCAUCAUUACAAAUGGAAAACUUUCCUUACUGAAGACUUUUUUCCUUCCCCUCCCUGCGCCCCCAUCCACCCAACUCUGUCCCUUUAUUGCCAUAAAGGAGAUUCUCGUGAAGUUUUCCUUCCUCCCUGCCCUUGCAUGUGUUUCAUUGUGGUUACUCUAAUGAACCUUUCUGAUCUGAACCCAGCACUUAACUUCUUUAACCUUUGGAAUUUUGAAGGAUUCCUGGUGCACCUUCCUUAAGCUGUAGUGAUUGCCAUAAAUCUAUCUUUUCAAAUCUCUUUGAUGGGAUUUUAAAGUUUUAAAAUCUUGAACUCCCAGGCUUUCAAGCUUGUAUAUAGUUAGUUUUAUACUAGGCAAACCAGUUUAGCUAUAAAGGUAUAUUGCACCUUUUUAAAGCACUAUGUUAUUUUCACAGGAUAUUACUGUUUUGCUCAUGGAUGUCAAGAACAGCAAAUUUUACUGUUCCAGAGUAUUUUACUAUUCUGUUUUUAUUGGUCUAGUUUUCAGGCGAGGUCUUAAAAAUAAAGAAAAGAAAAACAGAAGAGAAAAAAAAGAAAAAAGAAAAAAAGAAAAAAAAAAAGCAACCCAAGUCUCUGCAGCGACAAAUACGCUUCAUGCUACUGGACUGAACACCAAACAAAAGAUUGCUGAUAUUUCUUAACUCAUUCACAUUGAAUUCUUGAAAUCACAGUGAUCAUGCUCUGACUAGUUUUAACUUAAGUGUUAUUUUAAAUGAAACCAUGACAGUCACAUCAAAAGGAGAUGCUUUCAGGAUCCGUUGGAACAGAAGAAUGGAAUGUCUUCCCAGGCUGGACACCAGAAUAGUCAGGAAAAUGUAUUUACUGCCCUGAAGUCUCAGUGGGAGUGUGGAUGAUAGGCUUGUUUUUCUGCUAAACAGCUGAUUAAUGUGUAUGAGAGUUCUAUAGCUUCUCUUUCACAUCCCUGAGUCAGUUUCCUAAAUAUAAAGGUGAUAGAAAUACUAAGAUUUACAAAAGCAAAUAUACUUAAUCAUUUUAUGUUAGGAUGAAUAAUUAAGAAAAAUUAUUGUGCAGUUUGAAAGGCAUGUUGAAAAUUUGUUCCUUUUUCAUGUUUAUAAUGCGUAUUCUAUUUCCCUCACAUUGCUGUGAUUAACCCAUAUUAGUUACACCAGAUGCGCUUGAUUGCACUGAAAUGUUUCUUUUUCCCUAGAGCAAACAUGUUUUGAUUGUGCCUAAAGACUGUAAGUGGAUGGGUAGCUGGCAGAAAAUCCCCAGUAAAUAAGCAGAGUUCAUAAGCAUAAUCAGAGGAUCAUUGUCCAACUCCUACAACCACAGUUAUUCAGAGAGACACAACAUAUAAUUUGGCACAGCUUCAUUUUUUUCUUCAGCCUUUAGAAAUAAGGCUGAUUCUUGUUGGAGAAAACCUGGAAAAAAACCUUAAUGCAUUUAGAAAGCUAUUAGCCGUGUAGCAUCAGCAGGCUUCUAAAAUUGCUUGUCCAGAGAAAAGGUGAAGUGAGAAAGAAGGGUUUAUUUGUCAACAGUAAAUGUGCCAGGCAUUUACACUGCCAAGUGUUCUCUUCUGCCCGGUGGCCAUGCAAGAAAUUGUAUAUAGCAGUACACAUUCACACUGAAAUUAUGAUCAGACCUAGCAAGAUUAGCAAAUCUGUUUGCUCUGAGGAGAAUGCUUUUUAUCACAGCUAGACAAGAGAAAUAAAUGUAUUUCUACUGGGUUUGAUCUCCCAGACACCUUUAGUGCCCCCACCCCCCUCAAAAAUGUGUUGUUUUCAUGGCUUUUGUGAGCAGUUGGUUUGGUUUGGCCAUGUUCACCAUCAUGUGGUUUUGACAAGACCCAGCUUCUCUGGCGAAGUGGCUAAAACAUGCUUUUGUCGUCAAGUGGGUGAGAAGAUGGUGAAAAUGAAAAGAAGCAAUUUGAGGGGAAAAAAGUCGCAAAUUAUUUCUGGGGCAAAAUAAUCUCCCAAAGGAUACUUUUUAUGUAUAGUCCUCGAAAUGCUACAUAUUAUAGGUACCCUGGUAGCCUGUUUGAAGGAACAGAUUUUAAUUGUUUAUUUUAUUUCAGUGAAUCUGGGGUUACAUUCUUUCCAUAGGUGGAAUUUCCCACCUCUCACUAAUGUUAGGACAAAGCACCUUUCAGCUAACAGAGACUUGGCCAAUGUGAUAAAAUACCUUUUUUUGAUAUUCUUGUGAUUUGACUUUUGCUUUUCCAGAAAUUAACCUUUGGCAGAGUGAUUUUUUUUCCCUCCUUUUCACCCUUCUGUUCUCUCAAAAUCCUCUCAUCUUUUCCUUUGUAAUUAUCUAACAUUUGCCCUCCCCGUACGGGAGCCUGUAGCUGAUCAUCAAAAUUCAGAAAAUGGCAAGAGGUGGUGGGGAGACAAGUUACUGUAUGGUCAAGCUGGGCUCUUGUGCCAAUAAGGCAAAACCGUGGUGUACAGUAAUCUGUGUAUACAGUGUGAAAUUUCACAGCCUUGUAAGGUGCUUUAAUUCAGUGAGCUUCCAGCUUCUAGAGCGACUGCCAGGACCUUUGUCUAAACUGAAGUGAUAUUUCUGCGUUGGUGAGACCCCAUAGAUGUCCCACGCUCCAGUCCUCUCUAGUUUGUGCGCACAUGCAAAGCUGAGCUGACUUCUCCGUUGCCUUCAAGCAUGAAGGAAAGUAGAUAAAAGCAAAAGUGACUGCGGUAAAACGUACACUGUGCACACUCUUCUAGUUGCUUUGUGUCUUCUGGUUGUGAAAUAAUUUGCCUUUUCUUGGAAGCUUUGUGUGUGUUUUCAGGGCAGAUGGCAGUCCUAGUGAAAGAAGCUUUGCUUUUCAGGGGUCACUUCACGAUGUAAAAAUGCUCUGUUCCAAGUGAAUCGUGUAGCGUGUCAUGGGAAGCCAGGACCACAUCAUUUUUAUAUUAAUUUUUUUGCCUGUGCAGUUUUGUUAGUGUUCAUAGCUUUGUCUUUGCCCUUGAUACCCUCACCAAAGUGUUUCACGCUGGUACCGAAAGAGGCAAGCGCCACCGCCGGGGUUGUUUUCUCCUUCCCUUUGGCGCGGUGGAAGAAUGGGCCGGGAAAUACAACUUUUCUUACUUAGCUGGGGGGAGAGAGAUGAGCGGGGGAUGGGAUUAGCAGCCUAGUCCGCAUUGGUGAAGUUUAUGUAGCACAAACUGCACAAUGAAGGAAAACUCUAGGGGAAGCUGCGAGUCCUGCACUGUAUCUGUGACACUGUAUCUGGGGGAGGGGGGGAAGCGCAUUCGUAGAGGGAGGGUUGGAGGGAUGCUAGAAGGGUUCAAGUAUGUAUAAUAUUUUAUAUAAACAUAAUAAGCUUAGUUCCCCUUCAUAAUCUUCAGGAAUGGUACUUUAACACCAUUAAGCAAAGAACUGUUUUAGGAUUAAAUAAAUGUAUUGUACAUAAGGCCAUACGUAAUCUUCUAAAAAUGUCGCUGGACAGGAGCGAUGUGUAUUACUAUAUGAAAAAAAGUCCUUAAUGCACUGUUAUCUCCUAAAUAUUUAGUAGUAAAUUAAUACUAUUUAAUUUUUUUAAAAAUUUGUCUUGUGUAGACACUAAAAAGUAUUACACAAAAUGUGGACAGAACGUGUCCUUUUUAACAGCAAUUUAAAUAACUUUUUAUAUAUGUAAGGUAGUAUACUUUUCAAAUUGUUCUAGUUGUAUUUUCCCAUGUUUGCUAUUUGUGGAAGUGUGCCUGUCUCUAUUCAGUUAUUUUUUUUCUAAUAAUUUCAUGCACGCAUCUUUCAUUUUGUAGUUUUCAUUAGAAAUUGUUGUGUAUGCGCCUCAUGCUGCCACAAAACUUUGCCGCUUUAGAUCUGUGGUGGCCACAUUCAGCAAUGCCCAUGCCGAUGGGGUAGCAAGACCACAAAACAAAAUAUUUGUUUCUCAUUCUAGAGUUAAGAGUUUACUGCUUUUAAGUUGUCCUGAUGUCACUCUUGAAAUGACUGUUAGAACUAAACUAUGAGUUCGUUGCAUUUAUUUUAUAUUCUUGGUUGUAAUGAAAUGGAAUUGACUUUGCUUCAGUGUGAAUUUUUUUAAUAAAAUAAUAUACAUUUGUAAUAAUAAUAAAAAGUUCAAAUCAAAUAA